AUGUUUUCCAAAAUUUUGGUCUAUACAUAUCUCAUUACCUUUGUCAUUGCUAAGCCGCAAGACCCCAAUUCACGAGUUCACGACCACAAAUUGGGUGAAAAUCUAGUUGGUUUGGAUGAACUCACUAACGGACAGUCUUCUUCCAUGACCAAACAGGAAGGCACAAAGCUAUUAGCUGACAUUGUCUACAGAAUGGACCUAGAUAAGGAUGGUUAUAUCACAGAAGAAGAAUUACGAAAAUGGCUCAAACAUGUUGCUUCCAGGUAUGUUGAGCAAGAUGUUCAACGUACCUUUGACGAACAUGUUCGAGAAUUCAAGACUGAUUAUGUUACUUUUGAACAACACAAAGCUAAACUUUUAGACGACUUUGAUGAAGACGAUUAUGAAGAUGAUGAUUUCAAAACUACUAUUGCUCGAGAUGAAAAACGCCUCAAGAUGGCUGACAAGGAUGGUGAUGGAAAACUUACGAAGGAAGAAUUUGCUGCUUUUCUGCACCCCGAAGAGUUUGAAGAAAUGAGAGAUAUCGUAAUUGACGUACGUUGA
Rodentolepis nana is the source of this 543-nucleotide messenger RNA. Lineage: Eukaryota; Metazoa; Platyhelminthes; Cestoda; Cyclophyllidea; Hymenolepididae. The record is from the annotation of a GenBank genome assembly.